Messenger RNA from Tuber aestivum (summer truffle), 2588 nucleotides. The record is from the annotation of a GenBank genome assembly. Lineage: Eukaryota; Fungi; Ascomycota; Pezizomycetes; Pezizales; Tuberaceae.
GAAGAACUUGGGGAGCUUUCACAGCACGAUCAAGUGUCUGAAGUGGUCCCCUUCUGUGUGACGGUGCCGCCAUGUUGGGCAAGAGGGACAGAGCCAUAGCCCGAGCCGUGGGCGGAAUGACGGUGUCUUGGCUGUGCCCUAUUCUGCCACACCACAGUGCCCUUUGACUCAACACAAAUCUCGACACAAGUAUCAUUCUACGCUUACUCUCGCGCGCUGCUUGAACAUAUCCUGAAUAAUCUCAAACACCAAGGAGCGUGCCCGUACGAUACAUCAGUUUCCCCUCAAAGUGGCGCAUAUACCGGCAUACCGACCGAUACUGUACUAGUACUUUGCAUCUUCGGACAUCGGCUAAUCUUACUGAGAGCAGUGCCCAACUGUUUCACCCGAUAUUCUUUGCUCGAGUUCACCGGUACAUCCGUCCCCGCGCCCCGCACCCUCCACCCCUCUAUUCCCGACAUUUUACACCUCACACACCACUACAGCGGUUCACAAUGUCUAACGAAGAACAGCUUCUCAGGAGGCCGUUAUACGGUACAUAAUCCCCAUCACCCUCCACAUCGCCUCCGAACUAAUACUUACCCAUCAAGUGUUCGAUCUCCCUAGUAACCUCAUCUCGAAUCUGGCCUUAAAAACCGGCCGCGAAACACCCUCACCUCCGGAAGCCGUCGAGACCCCCGUUUCCACCCCCAAUCAUGAUGGAGAGGCUACCGCAACAUCAUGCGGACUUUGCGGGGUUAAUAGCACCACGGUAGAAGAACAGAAAGCACACGUGCGAUCUGAUCUUCACAGGUUCAACCUCAAACGCAGGAUAGCAGGACAAGCCGCGGUGCCGGAAGCCGAGUUUGAGAAGAUGCUGGAAGGUGAGCAAUCUCACCACCCACCCUUUGAGGACGUGUUCGCUAAUGUUUGUCCAACAAGAUAUGAACGAAAGUAUUUCCGGCUCCGAAAAUGAUAGCGAAUCCUCCGGGGACGACAACGAUCCCCUCUCAACGCUUUUCCGACGGAAGGCUCGCAUCGCGAGUGAGGCCACCGGGUCACCCCACCAGACAUCCAAGACGGGGCCCGGAAAAGCACCGAUAAUUUGGUACUCUUCCCCACUUUUACCACAUACCGUUUCUCUGGGAGUCUACCGGGCGCUGUUCCCGCAUGUCGAGCGGGAUGGGGCGGACUACAUUUCAGGACUACAGUCUAGCCAACUCAAGGCAAACCCCGAGGAGAAUCCGGCUCAUAUAUUCAUGUGCAUGAUUGGUGGCGGUCAUUUUGCCGCAAUGGUCGUCUCCCUUGCCCCCAGAAAUUUGAAGAGGCAGGGUACAAUGGAGCGUGAGGUUACAGUACUGGCGCACAAGACGUUCCAUCGAUACACGACUAGACGAAAGCAGGGAGGGGCGCAGUCCUCGAACGAUUCAGCAAAAGGAAAUGCUCAGUCUGCCGGUGCCCAGAUCAGAAGAUACAACGAAGCCAUGUUAAUGACCGAAGUCCGGGAUUUGCUGGCAAGCUGGCGGGGAUUCAUAGACACCGCUAAACUCAUAUUUAUCAGAGCCACUGGGUCAGUAAAUAGACGGACAUUAUUUGGCUACGAGGAUGCGCCAUUACGAAGCCAUGAUCCAAGAAUCCGCGGGUUCCCCUUCACAACAAGGAGAGCAACCCAAAGUGAGCUCCUCCGCUGCUUCACUGAGCUCACCCGCGUGAAGAUCUCCCGGAUCGACGAAGCAACACUGGCAGCGCUUGCGGAAGAGUCCAAAAAGGCAGCAGAGCCCCCCACCGUCAAGCCUGCCAAACCUGAGGCGCCAAAACUCAGCAAGGAAGAAGAAGCCCAGAUCCUCCACUCAACACAGUUAGCGGCCCUCGUCCGCCGAUCCAAAGCUGCAGCGCUCCUCUCCUAUCUGACCACAAACAAACUAUCUCCAGACUUCCAAUUUCACCCCCCAAACCACCACUCCCCAACUCUCCUUCACUUGGCAGCAUCAUCAAACUCCCCGGCCGUCGUAUCAGCACUAUUAACGAAAGCCGGUUCAGACCCUACAUGCACCAACCCCCAGCAGCCAAAAACCCCCUUCGAACUAGCCGGCGACCGAGCAACCCGCGACGCGUUUAGGGUCGCGAGGGCCGAGCUGGGCGAGUCGAAAUGGGACUGGGAGGGGGCCAGGGUCCCAACAGCACUCACAAAGGGGCAAGCCGAAGAACGUGAGAAUCGGGAAAGGGCAGACAACGAGAAGGAAGAGAAAGCUAGGAGACGGAAGGAGCUCGAGAAAUUGAAACAGCAAGAGGUCAAGAGCCCGGAAAGGGUCGGGGCGAGGUCACUGGCCAGUUCUGUGGUUAUGGGACUCAGCCGGAGAGAGGAGGAGGAGAAGGGAUUAACCCCGGAGGCGAAGGUAAGACUGGAGAGGGAGCGCAGGGCUAGGGCGGCUGAGGAGAGGAUUCGGAAGCUGCAGGGGAAGUAGUAGUAGAAGUGGUGUUUGUUUUUGUUUCGCCGUUUUGUCCGGCUUUGCCCUUCCGUACUCAUACGAUGUCUCUAGCAUACUCUACCCGCGUAUGACCAAAAUAUUAAGCGCCCCAUCGGUCAAUUUAUUAGGAUUGCGUAGGAG